This is a messenger RNA of Macroventuria anomochaeta, 1358 nucleotides long. RefSeq lists its product as uncharacterized. The record is from RefSeq and is a predicted model, not a curated record. Bases 216 to 1274 code for a protein of 352 amino acids. The transcript has a single exon. Lineage: Eukaryota; Fungi; Ascomycota; Dothideomycetes; Pleosporales; Didymellaceae.
CUCAAUUUCCCCAUAUAUCCUACCUAAUUCAUCCACACCUCUUGGCACUCCAUAUACCUUUGUAGUUCCCCCCAUGUUGGGAUGCUCAAGCCGGACAAGGGCAACUGCAAUGUAUACGACUGCUCGAUAGCAAACCUACGCAACCCAUCUCGACAUACAACAACCUCAUUUCUACGAUUCCUGAUAUUGUGCUCACUAGCACAUACGCACUCAUCAUGUCCGCCCAUAUGUACAACUCACAACUUCCACGACGGACGUCACGAAGCUCAGGCACUCAACCGUCUCGUUCUUCACGCAUCGAAAAGCCAAAGAGCCAUCAUAACAGCCCAAGGACCAUGGAGAGGAGAAAAACAACUACAGAGCCCAAGCUCUACGCAACACUAGACGACCACUACAAAAUGAUGUUUGGAAUCGAGGACCCAGAAGAGGAGGUAGAAGAGCGUCCACAGCCGAGCAGGCCUGUAAGCUGGCACCCAUCGUCAAACCAGUGGUUUGCACCACACUCGUCAGCAUAUGUAGCGUCUCCUUCGCAACAAGAAUGGUCCUGGCACGCACCUUCUAGGAACUCUGGCCAUGGGUCUGAUUUCUACUCUCUGUCUACACGAAACUCCAUGUAUGACUCGAACACGAACUACCAGACAUAUCCAGCCGGAUACGGGAUGCACAGAGGAUCGGACGAGUCCGACUACAGCUGGCAAGGGGUUCCCCAUCAGCCACAGUCCUACGCUCACUCCGCUCUCAACACUCCCACUACUGAGCCCCUACCUUGGUACCUACAACAGUGGGCUCAGAAGAACCAAUCUUUCAUGGACUCGCAAAAUGGAUCCGCAGAAUUCUUGCCCAUCCAGCACCCCUCAGAUCAUGACGACCAGAUGGAUGUAGAAGACGAUGGCAAAGAGCUAGUGGGCAUGGGCCUGUACGAUGCCCCUGACCCAACGUCAUCGUGGGGAGGCCUUGUAGAGGCCACAGGCAAAGGCCUAAAGCUCGAGGAGACCUGGCAGCCACCUGAAGCUGAGGAAGAUGAUGACGAGGAUGACGCAAGCUCAGAGGGCAGCAUCGAGGAACCUUCCCCACCACUGCCGGCAACCAACCCGCAGAGCCAGCAACUGCAGCUGCCAGUUCAUGUCAAAGCACAAACUCCUGGCAGCAUGGAAGGCCAAAGCUUCUUUUUUGACGAUGAUGAGACAGUGUCGAAAGAGUGGUGGUUCCAGCAGCUGAAGCAGCCCAACAUGCCAGGACAGGACGUUGGACUUGGGUACGGCUGGCUUCGUUGAACACCACCUGUACUAACAGUUUUGAGUGGUUUCUAGAUGUACAACAGGGCGUUUGAGCGAUUCAAUUCGGGACAUAGAACCUUU